CACAGAAGAGAGGUUUUUUUUUUGUUUUUUUUUUACAUUUUUACAUCACACGUCACGUGACAACCAGUCGGAAUAAAAGUUCGUAAAUCCGGGAAUCCUGACUGCUCUGGAAGGCACCACCACUCAUCAGCCGCCCCCAGCUCUGCGGAAAGCCCCACGGCGCAGACCCCGAUCCAGCUCUCGAACCCCCGGCAUGGACGCCCUGAGGGAGGCGGGCAGAGCUCUGACCCGGAGGCCCAGUGCGGCCAAACAGCCGUGGAGCUCCGGCAGACACAGAAAGCUUCCAGAGAAUUGGACCGACACACGGGAGACCAUCUUGGAGGGGAUGACCUUUAACCUCCGUCACCUCGGCAUGACCCUUGUGGACCAGCCCAAAGGAGAAGAGCUGUCGGCUUCCGCCGUAAAAAGGAUUGUUGCUACGGCCAAAGCCAGUGGUAAAAAGCCCCAGAAGGUCUCUCUCAAGGUUUGUCCUCAGGGAAUCGUCUUGUACGACAGACCCACCAACCAGCUCCUGGAGAAGGUCUCCAUCUACAGAAUAUCCUACUGCACAGUGGACAAACUGCAUGGUAAAGUCUUUGCCUACAUCACACAGAAUGCCCUCAACGGGACGCUGGAAUGUCACGCCUACUUGUGCUCCAAGAGAAGAGAGGCGCAGGCGGUGGCGCUGACGGUCGCUCAGGCCUUCACCGUGGCUUUUGAGCUCUGGCAGGGGGCUAGAGAAGACAAAGGAAAAGGAGUGACGUCUGGUUCUGCUGGAGACACAAGCAGCAGCUCGGACAGGUCCAACAGCGUGGGGAGUCUCAGGGCAGCAGAUGUUGCCACGGAGAAGCUGUUGGAGCUGGGAGAUGGUGGGAAUAUGGGUGCAGAGAGGAAGGUGGAUCAGCCUCAGAACUGCAGCCCUCCUGAGACCCCCAACAACCCCUCUUUGGAAACAGAAGAUGGACUGGAUGAAGCUUUUUCCAGACUGGCAGUGUCGCGUACUAACCCUCAGGUCAUGGACGAUGGGGUAACCACUCAUGUCUGGCCGGCUGAAGCGGACAGUCUCCAUGGAAACAACCCACUGUAUUGGAUUUUAUAGAAAUAUAAUUAAACACAAUUAUUAUUUUAAUUUUUUACCCGGCAUCUUUACAAAUCAUUGCUGACAAUUGAGAUGUUCUGAGGAAUCAACCAGCCUUCUAUGGAUCAAAGUGUGUUUUCACAUCUAUGACAUGACGUGACUUUAUGGAGCAAUCAUUGGAACAUUUAUGGAGCAAUCAUUGGAGAAGGAGCUCUGGGGAUUCUGUUAAGGGCCAAAUAAAAGCAGUCUGAAGACUU
This is a messenger RNA of Oryzias latipes (Japanese medaka), 1314 nucleotides long. It is a transcript of the gene ldlrap1a, whose product is annotated as low density lipoprotein receptor adaptor protein 1a. NCBI's taxonomy places the organism in Eukaryota, Metazoa, Chordata, Actinopteri, Beloniformes, Adrianichthyidae. Gene Ontology annotation, cellular component: early endosome. The record is from RefSeq and is a predicted model, not a curated record.